This is a messenger RNA of Lachancea mirantina, 1734 nucleotides long. NCBI's taxonomy places the organism in Eukaryota, Fungi, Ascomycota, Saccharomycetes, Saccharomycetales, Saccharomycetaceae. The record is from the annotation of a GenBank genome assembly.
AUGAAGCGUUCUGCGUCGCCUGUGGCAGAAACUGCCAAGAAGCUCAAAAUUAGUGAAAGCUUUGAAGAGUAUUACCGUCCAGAUCCAACAUACUACCCGCAUCCUAUAAGUUGGAAAAAGGCCAACGAGUUCAACAAUGGCAAGAGAAGGAAACCUUGCGAUUUACUGGAUGAUUACAUUAAAAGCCAAAAAGUGAGCAACUCUGCCGAGAUAUCGACCGUCUUGCAUUGGUUCAGAAUGGAUCAUAGGCUUCAGGACAAUACAGCGUUCUCGGCAGCAGUGGAAAAGUUCAGGCAGUUGAGGAAAAAACACAGCGACACUCGUUUUGUCGCCGUCUACACAGUGAACGAGCACGAUUGGAAAGCGCAUCUAGACAGUGCAUGGAAAUUAGUAUUUUUGCGCGAGGCAGUCAACUCGCUGCGCUCGUCUCUUCAAGAAAUAGAUGUUCCUUUGGUUAUUAAAAAUUUCCAUCCAAAGAAUCCGGUUUUAUCCAACAGUCAUGAAUUUGCUACGUGGUUCAAAGCAUUGUGUGGCGAAAUUUGUGGUGACAAUGGAGUUUUGGUAACAGCUAACGCUCAGUAUGAAACUGACGAACUGUAUCGCGAUCUCAAGAUUGCCGGAAUGACUGACGAAAAAUUCCAUUUCCAAGUUUUCCACGAUCAAUGCGUCGUCCAGCCCGGUGUACUUACAACGGGGAAAGGGUCCCAAUAUACAGUGUUUACUCCCUGGUAUAAGAGAUGGGUAAAAUAUCUGGAGGAGGAACAAAGGGGUUCCAAGGAUAUUGUUAAGGUUAAUAAAAUAGAUGUGAAGGAAAAGGUCAAUGACAGUGUGGAAGCAUUGAAAGCCUUGGAUUCUGACGAGUUUAAACUGGCCGAAGAGUUUACUUCUUACCUUCCAGUAAAGAACAUCCAAAUACCGACGGCCUCAGAAGAAGCCGCUCAUGAUUUGCUUGAAUCGUUCAUAGAAAAGGGCAAACUGAAAGAAUAUAAUGAAAAAAAAGACAUUUUGGGCCUUGACAGCACGUCCAAUUUGAGUUGUUAUAUUACCAAUGGUUUAAUGAGUACCCGGGCUAUUGUGAAUCGUUGUUUUCACGAGAAUGGGGCCUUGAUGCACGGAGAUAUCCGACAGAACAAUUCAAUUGAGAACUUCAUAAAAGAAGUGGCAUGGAGAGAUUUUUACAGACAUGUUAACUGCAAUUGGCCUUACUUGUCGAUGGAGGUGGCCUUCAAGUUCGAAACGAUGGAAAUUAAAUGGGAAAAUGACCAGGAGACUUUCAGAAAAUGGUGCUUGGGAAUGACGGGUUUCCCAAUUGUUGAUGCGAUCAUGCGGAGAUUAUUGCAUACUGGUUACAUCAAUAACAGAUCUAGGAUGAUUGUGGCGUCUUUUCUUGCAAAAAACCUGCUUAUCGACUGGCGUUGGGGUGAACGUUGGUUUAGAAAGCAUUUAAUUGACGGUGACCUGGCUUCCAAUUCUGGAGGUUGGGGGUUCUGCUCUAGCACUGGUGUCGACGCUCAACCCUUCUUCCGAAUUUUCAACAUGGCUCUACAGAGUCAAAAAUACGAUCCGGAGGGUGUAUUCAUCAAAAAAUGGCUCCCAGAGUUGAAGGAUGUCAAAGAGGUUAAGACGUUGCACGAAAGUUCUUUGAAUCGCUCAAAAUGUGGGUAUCCAGAACGUAUCGUUGACUUGAAAGAUAGUCGGGAAAGAGCGCUAGCCGCUUUCCGGGAGGUUGUUUGA